This is a messenger RNA of Danaus plexippus (monarch butterfly), 1570 nucleotides long. It is a transcript of the gene RpL15, whose product is annotated as large ribosomal subunit protein eL15. Gene Ontology annotation, biological process: cytoplasmic translation. The record is from RefSeq and is a predicted model, not a curated record. NCBI's taxonomy places the organism in Eukaryota, Metazoa, Arthropoda, Insecta, Lepidoptera, Nymphalidae. Gene Ontology annotation, cellular component: cytosolic large ribosomal subunit; ribosome. The transcript is spliced from 5 exons. Gene Ontology annotation, molecular function: RNA binding; structural constituent of ribosome. Bases 153 to 767 code for a protein of 204 amino acids.
UAAAUUUAUAAUAUAUUAUAACUAUGGCAAUAAAACCAUCAACGUCAACUUGUUCUGACAGCUAGCGUCCUCCAUUUUUAUAUAGAUUUGGUCAGUUCUCUUUUCCGGUUUACCUGUGGAGUACGCGAGACGUCUGCCACAGGCACGCCAAGAUGGGCGCUUACAGAUAUAUUCAAGAGUUGUAUCGUAAAAAGCUGAGCGAUGUUAUGCGUUUUCUCUUGCGUAUCAGAGUUUGGCAAUACCGCCAGUUGACUCGCAUGCACCGCGCUCCUAGGCCUACUAGGCCCGACAAAGCCAGAAGAUUGGGAUACCGCGCUAAGCAAGGUUUCGUCAUCUUCAGAAUUCGCGUUCGCCGUGGUGGCCGUAAGCGCCCAGUCGCUAAGGGAGCCACCUACGGCAAACCCAAGAGCCACGGUGUCAACCAAUUGAAACCAACCCGUAACCUACAGUCUAUUGCUGAGGAGCGUGUCGGCCGUCGCUGUGGAGGUCUUCGCGUACUUAACUCAUAUUGGGUAGCACAAGAUUCCUCAUACAAAUACUAUGAAGUCAUCCUCGUUGAUCCUUCACACAAGGCUAUACGCCGUGAUCCCAAGAUCAACUGGAUCGUGAACGCGGUUCACAAGCAUCGUGAAAUGCGUGGUCUCACUUCCGCUGGAAAGAGCUCACGUGGUCUCGGCAAGGGUCAUCGUUACUCUCAAACCAAGGGAGGUUCACGCCGCGCGGCCUGGAUCAGACGCAACACAUUGCAACUGCGUCGCAAGCGAUAAACAAACACACAUUGUGGCUGUUGACUUGCUAUUUGAUUAUAUUUGUAUCAUCGAAUGGCAAGUCAAUGGUGUAAUAAAUAUAAUUAAAAAAAAAUCGCAUUUUCUUUAUCAGCAUCUCCUAAUGUUGUAUCCAAACUAAGAGGAUGAUAUUGUAAGUAUUCAUAAAGCAAUUAGUUAUUUUAUCUUAAGUAUGUAGUAUUAAAGUGUAUUUAUAUUCACAGAUUUUCAACACUGAGCUGCGAGGCUUCAUUAAAGGUGAAUAUGAAGUUUUUGAUGUAUGAUAAUAAUAGUUUUUUUCCUCAAUCAAUGAUGAUACAAUGCGUUAUGACUGCGCAACCAUGAUUACCACGCAUUUUGUAACUUCCUUGGAUGGCUGAUUUUAAAUUUAAUACAAACAAAAAACUUACUUUGAAAUAUUACACACUUAAUCUUUAUUUUUAUUAUUUUCAGAUUUAAGUUUGGUGUUUCGAGGAUAUGCAUUGAAAAGGUAAUUUCCUGAAUUUACUAAUUAAUAUUUAAAAUAAUGGCUAUUUGUUCCAAAUUCACAUCAACAUUCCUGUUAAUGCUAUGUUAAUUCGAAACUGAAUUUGGAUAGAUUAAUUCCCGUCUAGGUGAGGCUAUUGUUACUCUCAUUUCCAAUAUUCCUCAAUCCGGCGAGAUACAAGAGUCUUAAAUUACUUUUCUACAUAUUUUCUAAUAACAUCAAUCUCAUACAAGUUUUCUUUUUUUGCAGGUUUCACAGCAUCUGCAGAAUAUUUCUUUUUCUUGUAAGCCAUAGUACUAAAUAAAGAUUAUUUAUUAAA